This is a messenger RNA of Emericellopsis atlantica, 3948 nucleotides long. RefSeq lists its product as uncharacterized. Gene Ontology annotation, molecular function: protein-containing complex binding; protein binding. The transcript has 3 exons. The coding region runs from base 1 to 3948 and encodes 1315 amino acids. NCBI's taxonomy places the organism in Eukaryota, Fungi, Ascomycota, Sordariomycetes, Hypocreales, Bionectriaceae. The record is from RefSeq and is a predicted model, not a curated record.
AUGCGGAGGACGCGCUCACCGAGCUCCCCGUCUCCAUUCCGGGCUCUGGCCCAUCACCAGAUGGCAAAUGCGGGAUCCAACCCGCGUGAUAAUGUCUCCCUCAUUCGUUCUUUCAACAAUGAGAACAACCCCUCGCGGCCGAUGCGACCAUCACCUCUGACAGCGUCAGUCAUUCGCGAUAUGCCACAAGACCUCGUCGACCGCAUACGCUCGUUCCCGUUAUUCUUGUCGGCGCCCGAGGAAUUCCUCCUGGAGAUUGGGAACAACUUGAAGCCACAGAUCCACGCGAUGAACGAUCACAUCAUCACAGAGGGGGACGAAGCCAAGGCCAUGUACUGGCUUGUGCGCGGUGUUGUUGCCGCCACCUCCCGCGAUGGCGAAGCGGUCUACGCGGAGCUCAAGCCUGGCUCGUUCUUUGGCGAGAUUGGCGUUCUCAUGGACGUCCCCAGGACGGCAAACAUCAUUGCGCGUACAAAGUGUCUUCUCCUGGUCCUCAAGAAAGAGGACCUGCAGGCGGUGAUGCCCAAGUUCCCCGAUAUGGAGAAGGAGAUUCGGCAAGAGGCGCAGGAGAGGUUGAACUUACUGAAGAAGCGACAUCAGGAAGUGGGAGCCAAGAACCAGCCUCCUUCAGGAGAUAUAUCGGCGCGCUCGAUGGCUCCUGGUGAAGUCUCGAAAGGGGAAAGCGGUUCAUUCAGGGACGGUGCCGUCAUCAAUUCGAAGAAGCGCAAAUCACCGAGUCCGGGGAUCAUCGAGGAUCCCUCGGCGGGUAGCGCAAUUGGCAGUGGCUACGUACAGAUCAGGAGAACAUUGAAGGAGUUACCGUUGUUCUCGGCGUUGCCGGCGGAUACUCUUCACUUCCUGGGGCUCAGCGUCCAACCGCGCGCAUACCCACCUUUUACGGACAUUGUUCAUCAAGGAAGCUCGGGAAAGGAGAUUUACUUCCUCGUAAGAGGGGAGGCAGAGGUUAUUCACGAGCCGCCAAAGGAACACGCAGCCGAAGGGCUCAAGAGUCUUUCCCAGAUUCAGAAGCGACCGAGACUGAAGGAAGGACAGUAUUUCGGCGAGGUCAGCAGCUUGGGUCUGGCCCCUGGACGGACAGCCACUGUGCGUUCCAUCACAACUGUGGAAUGCCUCAUGGUGCCCGGGCAUGUGCUCGAUGAGCUCUGGAAGAGAUGCCCGCCGACCAUCAGGUCGCAGGUUGAAAAGACGGCCCGUAUGCGGUACACUGCAAAGGACGACGAUAUCGAGAUGGCGGACUAUGACAGGAGGGAAAAGCUUAGCAAGUCUGACCCCCCGACACCCACAUCGCCUCACCGAUCGGGACCGCAUGUAAUCUUCACGACACCAUCCAAGCCGGGGUCACCCGCGAAAGAUGAAUUUGACAAGAUCGAGCACAAGGACCCUGACCCGUUCUUGAGCGUGGACAUGGAGAACUUGCGGAACAGGAGGAGGCACUCCUUGGCACCACCGACAUCUACAGGCGAUGCAACAUCACCACUGAGCAAUGGUAGUCGAUCACUCGCCGCGGACACGUAUUCCAAUAAGUCCUCCGGGGCUGAUACACCGCCAGAUGCCAACAUGCCCGCCAAGCGUGUCAAAGUCUUGCCUAGGCGACCUCACAAGCUAGCCAAGCCCACCCUGUCAGACGAACUCUUGGUGAGGGUCUUCUCAUUUGCGGACAUUGGAGUUCUCUCCCGGCUUUGCCAGAUCAGCAGUCACUGGCAGAUGCUUCUUAAAACAUCACCAGACAUCUGCAAGAAUGUUGACCUGUCGUUAUACAACCGCACGGUCACAGACCAGGUGAUCGUGCGCACACUGGCAUCAUUUAUAGGAACACGUGCGGAAGUCGUUGACCUCAACAACUGCUUCCACCUGUCUGACGAGGGGUUCUCAACGCUAUGGAAGACGUGCGGCAAGAACGUCAAGCGAUGGAGGAUGCGGUCCGUUUGGGAUGUUUCGGCGAGCCAGAUUCUUGAGAUGAGCGAGAACGCGAAGGGACUGGUCGAGGUAGACUGGAGCAACUGUCGCAAGGUUGGCGACAACCUGCUGGGCCGUGUCGUUGGCUGGGUAGUACCCGAGCCUCCGCCUGCCAACCGGCAAGUCAUCACGUCGAGCUCCAACACCAACAACGGCAACGGAAACAAGGCCAAGACUCGGGCGCAGGCUCAGCACCAGCAGAAAAUGCAACAGGCUCAGCAACAGAGGCAAGCCAACAUGCCUCCGCCAGGCACUGUGAUUGGAUGUCCCCAACUCGCGCAGCUCAAUCUUUCCUAUUGCAAGCACAUAACCGACCGCUCAAUGGCUCACUUGGCCGCUCAUGCUUCGAACCGCCUGGAGUCGCUGUCCCUCACACGAUGUACCUCCAUCACCGACGCAGGCUUUCAGAGCUGGGCGCCUUUCAAGUUCGAGAAACUCUGGAAUUUGGGGCUUGCCGACUGCACGUAUCUGUCCGAUAAUGCGAUUGUGGCGCUGGUCAAUGCUGCAAAGAACCUGACGCACCUGGACCUUUCGUUUUGCUGCGCGCUCUCGGAUACAGCAACAGAAGUUCUUGCUUUGGGACUGCCUAAGCUCCGCGAGCUUCGCAUGGCCUUCUGUGGCAGUGCCGUUGGCGACGAAAGUCUCCAGAGCAUUGCGCUGCAUCUGAACAACCUUGAAGGCAUUAGUGUGAGAGGCUGUGUUCGCGUCACCGGCACGGGCAUCGAGAGUUUGCUGCGGAACUGCCCCAAGCUGAAGUGGAUUGACGCAAGCCAGUGCCGCAAUUUGGAAUCCUGGAUUCGCACGGGCGGUGUUGAGCGUUGGGGCUACGAUGACCGCUGUGGCAAGCUCCCCGAGCCGCCAUCUCCGACGGAGAGCAGACCGUCAAGCAUGAGCGUUGCGCCGUUGACAACACCAAAUUUUGGAGGAAUCGAGUUUGCCAGGUGGCGACAAAAGCGACCUGUGCGCGUUCGCCAGGGCCCUGCGCGCCUGGCGCAGCGUCUGCCCGAGCUGUCGAGGACAGCUUUCCGACCGGCCGUGCGCAACUUCCAUUCGGCCAAGCCAUCGCAGCGCAUCGGCGCCAGCUUCUUCACCUCGCGCAUCACCGCCCAGACUGCCCGCAAUGCGUUUCCAAAGCAGGGCGCCCGAUUCUACCAGCAGCAAUUUGGCACCGCGGCCGCGCCCAACCGAACGCGGCAACUGCUGGUGGGCGGCGCCAUCUUUGGAGGAACCCUCGUGGCGAUCAACAUGGUCUUCAACCGCGAGACCCGCGAGGACGGCGGUAUGCCGCUGUACGAGCGCGAAUACCUCAACAACACGUUCCUGCACACCGGCCUCGGCAUCGGCAUCAUUGGCCUGACGGCGAGGCAGAUGAUCAACACUGGAUUCGUGUACCGCAUCAUGGUGACGAACCCAUGGGUCGUGGGUCUGGGUGGUCUGGCUCUGAGCUUCGGUACGAUGAUUGGCACCCGAUCCAUCAGCCCUGACAACUACGUCCCCAAGUACGCUCUCUGGACUGCCUUCAACGCCACACAAGCCGCCCUGAUCGCCCCCAUGCUCAGCAUGGUGCACCCUGCCCUCCUGGGCCGCGCUGGUCUCUACACCGUGGCCAUGAUGGGCGCCAUCUCGAUCGUCGGUGCCACCGCCAAGCAGGAGAAGUACCUCUACAUUGGUGGUCCCCUCCUGGCUGGCGCCGCUCUGGUGAUGGCCUCUGGCUUCGCUCCCAUGCUCCUGCCCGCCACCGCCGUCCGCACCCUCGCGUUCACCGAGAACAUCUGGCUGUACGGCGGUCUCGCCGUCUUUGGUGGCUUCACCCUGUACGACGUGCAGAAGAUCCUGCACCACGCCCGCCUUGCCGAGAGGGGAAUGAUGCGCAAGGACGCCGUCAACGAGAGCAUCUCGCUCGAGCUGGAUUUCUUGAACAUCUUUAUCCGCAUGGUGCAGAUCUUGGCCAUGCAGAACAACCGCAAGUAG